CAUUUUCCUUAACACCAGAGAUUUUUCAGAGAUGAUGAAGAUGAUGCUCAGAAUUGCUCUCUGCACUGAAAUGGACUUGUUUUCAUUUACAAACUCGGAUAACCGCGCCUGACAACUUUUUCACUAACUAACUAAAGAGGCUGUAAAAUGGCAAAACUGUUUGCUGAUGCUCUUUUGUUAAUUUUGAGUUUGUUAAACAUUUUCACCGUGGGAGACCUGCACUCAUUUCAAGACUUGUCUGAUGAUCCGAACAAUAUUUUACAUCAGCAGAGAGAAGCAGAGCUCAUUUCAGCUUCACACACACGCACAAGAUCCAAGCGCUGCACUUGCUACUCCUUUAAGGACAGGGAAUGUGUUUAUUACUGUCACUUGGGCAUCAUCUGGAUCAACACCCCACAGCGCACAGUUCCCUAUGGCAUGUCAAGUUACCGCAGCCCUCAGCGACUGAGACGCUCCAGCGGGACAGUAGCGGUGGCGCUUCAUCGCUGCACAUGUGCUGACCACAACGAUGCCCAGUGCUAUAACUUCUGUGAUGCAAGAACACAGAAUGUACCAGACAGAAGAUUGCGAGGACGUACACCUGGGUAAAAGCGCUGGCUUCUCGUCCCAUCACGAGCCUCUGAGAUAGGACUAAUGAUCAGCAUCAAACCGGGCACCUAACUUGGUACAGGCUUUGGAUUUUUACAGAUGUGGAGCAAAACAUACCCUGCAUUCCUCUACGUGUUAUAGUUCCUGGAACACCCUUUCCUCAUCUGGUCCACGGUAACACGUGAAUUCUUUUAGAAAACUCUUUGCAGAUUUCGGAAGGAUGUCUGUGUGGCACCCACAUGUUUGCUAAAAUCAUGUCCACUUGUUUCAGUGUUUCACUCUGACUUUACAUCUACAUUUAAUGCAAAUACUCAGUGGACAUCCUUUGGGAAUUUGGGA
Rhinichthys klamathensis goyatoka is the source of this 927-nucleotide messenger RNA. It is a transcript of the gene edn3b, whose product is annotated as endothelin 3b. The transcript has 4 exons. Gene Ontology annotation, cellular component: extracellular region. Gene Ontology annotation, molecular function: endothelin B receptor binding; hormone activity. The record is from RefSeq and is a predicted model, not a curated record. NCBI's taxonomy places the organism in Eukaryota, Metazoa, Chordata, Actinopteri, Cypriniformes, Leuciscidae. Bases 148 to 588 code for a protein of 146 amino acids. Gene Ontology annotation, biological process: intracellular calcium ion homeostasis; regulation of vasoconstriction; regulation of systemic arterial blood pressure by endothelin.